Folsomia candida is the source of this 979-nucleotide messenger RNA. RefSeq names its product syntaxin-8. Gene Ontology annotation, molecular function: SNARE binding; SNAP receptor activity. The transcript has 3 exons. Bases 356 to 778 code for a protein of 140 amino acids. Gene Ontology annotation, cellular component: endomembrane system; SNARE complex. The record is from RefSeq and is a predicted model, not a curated record. NCBI's taxonomy places the organism in Eukaryota, Metazoa, Arthropoda, Collembola, Entomobryomorpha, Isotomidae. Gene Ontology annotation, biological process: intracellular protein transport; vesicle fusion.
GUCUUUUACUUGUGUGGUUGGUUGUGGCAAAAAAUGUCGACGAAGACUACUCGGCAGUCUGCGGAUCUUGGUUUACGCACAAUAUUUCACACAAUUGAAUCAUCAAAUCUUUUAAAUAGGAUAGACGAAGAGGGAAUCGCGAAUGUUCUCAUCAAUAACAGUUUUUGCACAAAAUUGUAAACUGAAGAAAAUCUUACGAGGACAAAUUUUUCUAGUAGUUUUUGAAUUUACCUAUACAUAUACAGUUAUUUUUUAUACUGCACAAGGGCUGGGGUUGGCCAAAAUUGUUAAUUAAUUCUUUGUCGUCAACGUCAAUGUAUAAAGUGUACUAAUAGAGUGUAGGACAUUGCCAAAAAUGGCGAACAAUUCUGCCCGCUAUCAACUGUUGGGACAGGGAGGAAGGGGUCAUGGGCUUGGAAGUGGAGGCAUGUCCGGUUGGGGGGACAACAGUGACGAGGAACCAGACCACACGAGGGACAUGUCAGUACCCCAAAUAAAACAACAGCAGUACCAAGCGUUAGAGGAACAAGACCGGGGUUUGGAAGCAUUGUCACAUGUGAUCACCCGACAAAAAACGCUGGCACAAGCAAUUGGCACUGAGGUCGACUACCAAAAUGAACUUAUUGAAGAUAUCACGGACCAUGUGGAUAGAACUAGGGACAGAAUUCAUGGGGAAACACAACGAGUUAGAACAAUUGAUAGAAAAGACAACACAUGUGGAUACUGGACGGUGAUUCUAACAUUACUUGUGAUAAUCAUUAUUAUCGUGGCGCUGUAAAAAGUGUUGACUGAAUACUUCAUACGCAAUCCCAGUUUGUUUUAAUAACAAUUAUUUAUGGACCUCUCGCGUUUUCACUUGCGUCAUUAAUCUUUCUGAUCAAACUGUCGAUAAUAUAUAUUUAAACGAUGUAAAUACAACUAUCAACUACUAUGUAUAAUAGCGAGAAUAAAUGUUACGCCAGAUAACUUCCUCCAACCA